This is a messenger RNA of Hemibagrus wyckioides, 3275 nucleotides long. It is a transcript of the gene arfgap3, whose product is annotated as ADP-ribosylation factor GTPase activating protein 3. Bases 102 to 1649 code for a protein of 515 amino acids. NCBI's taxonomy places the organism in Eukaryota, Metazoa, Chordata, Actinopteri, Siluriformes, Bagridae. The record is from RefSeq and is a predicted model, not a curated record. Gene Ontology annotation, molecular function: GTPase activator activity. Gene Ontology annotation, biological process: COPI coating of Golgi vesicle. The transcript has 16 exons.
AGCCUUCUUUUUGACGUUGAAUACGGAAGUGAAAUCCUGGUUCAGUGUUUUCCUGCUUCGUUUCUGUCAGGUGAAAGUGUCUUUAUCAACAGGUGACAAACAUGACGGAGCCCACUAAACACGACAUUUCUGCCAUCUUUAAGCGUCUACGCGCCAUUCCUACGAAUAAGGCAUGUUUUGACUGCUCUGCGAAGAACCCAAGCUGGGCAAGCAUCACCUAUGGUGUUUUCCUGUGUAUUGACUGCUCAGGGACACACCGUUCUCUAGGGGUGCAUCUAUCCUUUAUCAGGUCUACUGAACUGGAUUCCAACUGGUCCUGGUUUCAGCUGCGUUGCAUGCAAGUCGGAGGAAAUGCCAGCGCUUCUGCCUUUUUUAACCAGCAUGGUUGCACUACCAGUGAAACCAAUGCCAAAUAUAACAGCCGUGCAGCCAAGCUUUACAGAGAGAAGAUCAAGACUAUGGCUACUCAGGCCACCAGACAGCACGGCACUGAGCUCUGGCUGGACAGUCAGGCUCCUCUCUCCCCUACAUCUCCUGUGGAAAAGCAGGAAGACUUCUUCAGCCAGCACACACAGAAUGAUGGAAGUUCCUUUCUGCAAAAUCUUAAUCAACCACAGGAAACAACCUUGCAAGACAGAAAUAAUAAUGAUGAUCAAGAAGGCCCUUCCGUUGAGCUUCUCAGUGUUUCUCCAAAAGCUGUUCUAGAGCCUUCCAUAAUCAAAAAGAAGCCUGCAGCGGCUAAAAAAGGGCUGGGUGCUAAAAAAGGAGGUUUAGGGGCUCAAAAAGUGAGCAGCCAGAGUUUCUCAGCGCAGGAGAAGAGAGCUCAGGCUGUGGACAAACUCCGUGAAGAGUCCACCACUGAGAAGAUCGCCAAGCCCGAAGAGCCAGUUGUGGCAUCUCUGAGGCUGGCCUAUCAGGAUCUGGAGCUCCAGAGAAAGAAGGAUGAGGAGAAGAUGCGAGGGCUUGAGGGCAAGAAGAAGGAGCAGGCAGAGAGGCUUGGAAUGGGGUUCUCCAACAGGAGUGGAGUGUCUCACUCUGUUCUUGCGGACAUGCAGACAAUUCAGCAGGAGACUCCCACUAUGGCCCAAUCCUCCACCCGUUCCAGGAAGUACAGUGAGGAUGAUGAUGAGGAAGAGGGAUACUUCUUCAUUCGAACCUCCUCCAAGUAUACUAAUGUUGAGCCCCAGUCAUCUGACCAGUUCUUCUCCCAGUGGGAGGACAUCAAGAAGAAAGAAGUCAAGAAACCAGAGCCUGAUAUUUAUUUGAGCUCCAAGACAUCAUCAUUCGAAGACAGGACUACAGCCAGGAGAAAAGCGGAGCCAGGACCGUUACCUGUCUCUGAUGACGCCCAAAAGAAAUUCGGUGGUGCAAAAGCCAUCUCCUCUGACAUGUAUUUUGGUAAAGAGGACAACACUGAGUAUGAAGCAAGGACUCGACUGGAGCGUCUCUCAAACAACUCAGCUAUUAGUUCAGCAGAUUUGUUUGACGAGCAGAAGAAACAAACUAGUAGCUCAUACAGCCUGAGCAACGUGCUGCCCAGUGCUCCGGAUAUGACCCAGCUAAAGAUGGGUGUCCGCUCUGUGGCUGGCAAACUGUCCGUCAUGGCCAGUGGAGUGGUUUCAACUAUACAGGAUCGCUACAGCACAUGAGCAUAUAGAGUAUAGGGAAGGAGGAAGAAGGACAUCUUAAGACAGCCUCUCAGCAUAAAGGAUUGCAAGAGUAUGCCCAUGUGUAGGCCCCAAAUGCAUUACAAUCAGAUAUAAUGCAUAUAUUGUAUGUAGCUUCAUUGAGUAGAUAUGCAGGUGGCCAAUUAUACAUAGAGUUAAAUGUUCAGCUCUAUUGGGAACUAAAAUGAAGGGGAACUCGAAGAGCUUCAGGGUUUUUUUUUUUUAACAAAAUUGGGAUUGGUUUUUCGGGCACUUUUUUGUUAAAUGAUAAAAAGCCAAAAUAAUUUUUGCUUUUUGUAAAUAAUCUGUGUAUUGUUUACAUAUUUGUUUUUGAAACUGUUACACAUGGAUUAUGCCAGAUUCGUCAUUUAUAAAAAAGAAAGCUGAUCAGAAUGGAUUUCUAGUGCAAUUAAACAGCUUUAUUUUUGUAGGUGUUCUUCUAUCUGUGGAUCAUAGGGAAAAACACAGUGCUAAAUAUGAUUGGAUAUACUGUAUGUACCUUCUGUUAGUUGGCACUAUGGGGUUUAUACCAUAUAAUUACAGAAAAUUGAGUUAAUAAGUAGCUUGUGUUCCAAUAAUUAAUGUCUAUUUAUGGGUGAGAGACCGAGUUGUCCAUCUGUGGUGCUGCAUGUCUGUGGUCACCAGUUUGGUGAUUUGCUUACUCUGAUGCACCUUCUGAACUCUGCCAUGGUCCUGAACUGAAAAACCAAAUCCACUAAGAUCAGACAUGCUGGACCAGAGAUCUUUGUAUGGAUUAAUGUUGAUGAAGAUAACACAAAUUAUCAUGAGAGUCUAUUUACACCUGGUUCUUUCUUGCAUUUUGUAUUUGGAUUAUAAUAUUCAUUGCCAGAUUUACAGUUUGCAAUGUCAUGCAAUGGUAUCUCAGGCCAGUUACACUGGACCUCCAGCUUCAUGUGUCCGAUACCUGCUGUUUGAAAAAUCAUAGUCUUGCAUAAAUUUUUUUCAGCCCCACAAUUGCUGGUUAUUGGUCACUUGUGUUAUAUUAGAUAAAAUUUUCAGAAAAUAAUUUUUCUAAAAUCUCAGACUUCUAGAAGCAGUUUGAGAAAACAGAUCUCAAUGCAUCUUAGGCACAUUAAAUAAAUCAGAAACAAUAAUUCUGAUACUUCAUAUGUGUGAAAAAAUCCAAGUGUAAAUUGGCUCUAUUAUUGUUUAUGCCAUUAUUUUUUAAAGUUUAGAAUGCUUCCGUUGAUGUUCAUCAUUUGUUUAUACCGAUAGAGUAAGUCAUUAGUUUGCAUGGGCAUUUUUUUUUUUUUUGCUUCAUUUGUAAGCUACUUUUUGCACUACAAUAUUUAAAAAAAAAAAGGUAAAAGGCUAAAUUGUGUACACAUUAUGCUGAAGAAUUCCUAAAUCCAGUGACUGCUGCCAUACACACAAUUUCUUCUAAGAAGAAAGACUAGCAGAUGUGUGGAAGGUAUCAUUUAGAAGCAGUUUGUAGCUUUAUGCUUUAGCCAAAGUAAGCUGGUAAACAGCAUUUGCACUACAUAGGGAGAACUUUAUAGAGUGCAAAGACUAUUCAUGCCAUUGCAAUUAUAAUAAUUGAAUAUUCGAAUUGUGCUUUCAUCAAUAAAACUUUCAUUUUUGUGCAAA